Messenger RNA from Aspergillus eucalypticola CBS 122712, 1693 nucleotides. Its product is annotated as pyridoxal phosphate-dependent aminotransferase. Bases 164 to 1456 code for a protein of 430 amino acids. Gene Ontology annotation, biological process: amino acid metabolic process; biosynthetic process. Lineage: Eukaryota; Fungi; Ascomycota; Eurotiomycetes; Eurotiales; Aspergillaceae. Gene Ontology annotation, molecular function: pyridoxal phosphate binding; transaminase activity. The transcript has 8 exons. The record is from RefSeq and is a predicted model, not a curated record.
CAACUUAACGUGCAUGUCUCACGCCUGUUUAAGUUCAUUUCCAGGAACUAGGUUAUUAUCUAAUCCUACUAGUAGUUCCGCUUGUGGUUGUACUACAACCCCUCUUCACUACCUUUAGGAACUAUAUAGUAACAAAGUUGGCCCAUAAAGUACCUUUUCGACAAUGCUCUCGUCUCGAGGCAGCAAUAAUGCGCAAUUGCACAAGAUUCCGUGGCGCUAUGCUCUACCGCACGAGUACAGCAAAGAGACGAAUCCGGAGGGGAUGAUCUCAUUUGCAUUGGCAGAGCAUGCACCAAUGCGCGCAGAAAUAGCCAACUACAUCAACACCAAGGUCGAGUUCAACGUAGCAUCAGUCGCCUAUAGCUCUGGUAACAAUGCCAUCCAUCGUCUACAGAAAGCGGUCGCAAUGCAUCUGAACAAACUACUCGUUCCCAUUGCUCCGAUCGACCCGGAAGAAGUCAUUGUUGCCAGCGGCGCAACUGCAAUAGGGAGUAUGCUUGGAUUCACCCUAGCCGAGCCAGACGACGGCAUCUUAAUCAGCAGGCCAGCUUAUGGACGAUUUGAGCUUGAUUACGGUGUCGAAGCGGGUGUGCAGAUGGUAUAUGCAGACACCACUGUGGAGGAGGCUUUUGCUCCUUCUGUUGUCGAGAAGUAUGAAUUGGCCCUGAGAGAUGCUCGGGCGAGAGGUGUGCAGAUCCGGGCAUUGAUGCUAGUGAAUCCGCAUAAUCCUACCGGCCUUUGCUAUUCUGUUCAAACCCUGACGGAGAUUCUCAAGUUUUGCAAUAAGCACCAGCUUCAUCUGAUCAGCGACGAAAUUUAUGCUUCAUGCGUUUUCGAUUCCGGAGACCCAGAUGCCGUUCCAUUCACCUCUAUAUUAUCCCUCAGUACCCCGAAGCUGAUCAACCCUGACCUGGUGCACUUGUUGUACGGAUUCAGCAAGGACUUCGCGUCCGGCGGCCUCCACCUAGGCUUCCUUAUCACAAAGAACAAACUCCUACGCCAUUCCUGCAAUGCAAUCCUACGCCUCCACAGCGCCUCCACAGCAGCCGUAACAAUCGGAACCACCAUCCUCGAAGAUCAAGACUUCGUUCGCGACUUCACAGCCAAGAGCCAACAAAGUCUUGCUUCAACAUACCAAAUCGCAACAUCAACUCUUUCUCAAGAGGGUAUUAGCUACAUAAAGGGAGGAAACGCCGGUUUCUUUAUAUAUAUCGACCUAUCACCCUAUCUCCCCAAAGAUACCAGUGACAGCACAUCUCCGCCUGAAUUCACUCUCGCUCAGAAGUUUGUCAAUGCAGGUGUAUUCCUGCAUCCGUGCGAAGAGCAUGGGAACAUCCCAGGGUGGUUCAGGCUUGUCUAUGCGCAGGAGGAGGAUGUGUUGAGGGAGGGGCUGAGAAGGUAUGUAGCCAUGUCUUCUGUUUCCCAGUCUACUGCUCUUGACUUUGAGAUAUCUUAACGGGGUUAGGCGGGGUUAGGCGUGAUGCUAAAGAUAUAUGCUACAGGAUGAUCGGGGUGCUAAAGAGUUUGGCAUGAACGAUCUAGUCUUUUUGGCUUCAUUGCCUGGUGAAACCGCAGUUCGUCCUGUAAAAUUGCAAUGAGUAUGAUGUUAUCGUUGGUAGUAUACUAUGUCUACCCAACAGUAACAGCAAAACUACAAAGCAUUACCAAAUCCAAAUAACAAAUCUAACAUAAC